Molecule: messenger RNA, 937 nt
Organism: Perca fluviatilis (European perch)
Lineage: Eukaryota; Metazoa; Chordata; Actinopteri; Perciformes; Percidae
Product: ubiquitin-conjugating enzyme E2 E2-like
Exons: 6
Coding region: 157-777 (206 amino acids)
Biological process (GO): protein polyubiquitination
Cellular component (GO): nucleus
Molecular function (GO): ubiquitin conjugating enzyme activity
Source: RefSeq, a predicted model, not a curated record
CGUGACAGUCGCGGUUUGCCACAUUCUCUCGCAGUCAGUCAAAGCAACGGGCGGAAAGCAGCGGACAGCCAGUGUUACGGAUUACGGAAUAUACCGGGGACAAUACUACACAUUUCUCUCGCCGCCGUGCGUCCAGCCCGCUUAUAAAGUGUCAGCAUGUCCAGUGAGGUGCAGCCGAGGCCGGACGACAGCCCCAACACCAGUGGGGGAAGCUCGGACGCCGAGCAGAGGGAGGCGGCUCCCCCGGAGCAGCCGGGCCCCGAGCAGCGCGACCAGACCCAGCCCAAGAAGAAGGAGGCCAAAAUCUCCAGCAAGACGGCCGCCAAGCUCUCCACCAGCGCCAAGAGAAUCCAGAAAGAGCUUGCAGAGAUAACCUUGGACCCACCGCCAAAUUGCAGUGCCGGUCCCAAAGGAGACAACAUCUAUGAGUGGAGGUCGACCAUCCUGGGGCCCCCAGGCUCAGUGUACGAGGGGGGAGUGUUUUUCCUGGACAUCGCCUUCACCCCAGACUACCCCUUCAAACCACCCAAGGUGACGUUCCGUACGAGGAUCUACCACUGCAACAUCAACAGCCAGGGGGUGAUCUGUCUGGACAUCCUGAAGGACAACUGGAGUCCUGCCCUCACCAUCUCCAAGGUGCUGCUGUCCAUCUGCUCCCUGCUCACUGACUGCAACCCUGCCGACCCUCUGGUUGGAAGCAUCGCCACACAGUACCUGACCAACAGAGCCGAGCACGACAGGAUAGCCAAACAGUGGACCAAACGCUACGCCACAUAGACCGGCACCAAAUCCUGCAGGACCCCUCGCCCUACCCAGCACACACAUACAUACACACACACACACACACACAAACACUGCUGACACCUCCCCUCCUCCCAAAUCUAUGGAAGCACACCCGCUCCUGUCAUCCACCCUGCUCCCCACCCCACCCCACCCC